Molecule: messenger RNA, 421 nt
Organism: Cucurbita pepo subsp. pepo (vegetable marrow)
Lineage: Eukaryota; Viridiplantae; Streptophyta; Magnoliopsida; Cucurbitales; Cucurbitaceae
Source: RefSeq, a predicted model, not a curated record
AGAAAGGGGAACGAGACAAUAUCUACUAGCGGUGAUCUUUGCCCGUUAAAAUAUACCCUUUUUCAUUGAGUUCUAUUCUUUGUGUUAGGUCUCAAGGAGAUUGGACCUUGUUUACGGUGGAGGAAGUAUUGGCUUAAUGGGACUCGUCUCUCAAGAGGUUCACAACGGAGGUGGACAUGUGAUAGGAAUUAUCCCAAAAACAUUGAUGCGUAAAGAGAUUACUGGGGAAACAGUUGGGGAGGUCCGACCAGUUGCCGACAUGCAUCAAAGGAAAGCGGAGAUGGCCCGCCACUCUGACUGUUUCAUUGCCCUCCCAGGUGGAUAUGGAACAUUGGAAGAGCUCCUCGAAGUCAUAACGUGGGCCCAGCUCGGUAUCCACGACAAACCGGUAAGAUCCUAUCUAAAACGGUUUUAUCGCGAC